This is a messenger RNA of Aureobasidium subglaciale EXF-2481, 1310 nucleotides long. RefSeq lists its product as uncharacterized. Bases 173 to 1003 code for a protein of 276 amino acids. Gene Ontology annotation, biological process: rRNA processing. The record is from RefSeq and is a predicted model, not a curated record. Gene Ontology annotation, cellular component: small-subunit processome; nucleolus. The transcript has 2 exons. NCBI's taxonomy places the organism in Eukaryota, Fungi, Ascomycota, Dothideomycetes, Dothideales, Saccotheciaceae.
UAAUUCCGCCAAACUUUCUCGUCCGCGAUCAUACAAUCUUUUUUCCUUCUCUCUCUCUCUCGCCCGAUUGAUCAUCUGAAUCACAUCUCAACUGUCACAACAAAAGCCCCAUACCUCAGUACUCAGAUCGACAACACAGAGCUCUUGACUACGCAAAAAGCAAACCGCCGCCAUGUCGUCCAUGCGCAAUGCCGUCCAGAGGCGCAAUCACAAAGAGCGCGCUCAACCGCUCGAACGUCAAAAAUGGGGUCUUCUCGAAAAACACAAGGACUACUCCCUACGUGCAAAAGAUCACAAUGAAAAGAAGCGCCGCCUCAAAGUCCUACGUGAAAAGGGUGCCCAGCGUAACCCCGACGAAUUCGCAUUCGGCAUGAUUUCUAGAACUACAAAAAAGGGUGUUCAACAAUCGACAAGAGGAAAGGAAAAUGGCUCCCAAACGCCAAUGAGCAUGGAUGUCGUCAAGUUGCUCAAGACGCAGGAUGCAGGUUACUUACAGACCGUCUUGCAACAGACGCGACGUGCUAGGGAAAAGAUUGAGAAGAGGGUUGUCUUGAUGACCACUGGUGUUGAUGCGUCGAGCAAGAGCAAGAGGAUGGUAUUUGAUGAAGACGGCGAGCUGGUCGUGGAAGAGGAAGAGCCACUCGACUUUGACGACGACGACGACAUGGACCUGGAUCUCGACGACCUAUCAGACCUGGGUGACCUCUCUGGACUCGACGAUCUCGACGGUCCCGAUGGAGAUGGUAGCGGUAGUGAGGAUGGAAAGAGCGAGGAUGACAAGAGCGACACCAAAGGCUUGUCGAACGAGGAGAUCAGACAGCGACGGAAGAAGAGGCGUGCGCAGGAAGUGCUGCAGAAUCAUCUCGAAGCGCUCAAAGACCGCGAGCGUGACCUGUCCAGUGCUCUGACGCAGCUCCAGGAGCAACGGGCACGCAUGAACAACACCGUCGGAGGCGUCAACAAGGAAGGUGUCAAGUUCAAGGUCAGGGAACGCAAGCGCUGAAAGGGUGGAGUGUUGAUCAUGACGGUAUUACAUGUUCUGCGAGGGAGCGCCUGCGCUCUCGCCGGGUUUCUUCGAGUUUUGCGCCUCGUGCGUGCUGCUGGCUCCGUCUUCGUCGUACAGUCCCUGCUCCUCAAUGUACUUGACGACGGGUUCGGGUACCAGGUAGCGGAUGCUCAUGUCACGCUUGCGGAACAAGCGGAUCUUUGUGCUAGAAAUGUCGUUUUGCACCAACUGCUGUACCACGUGGAUGUUGUCUUUCCACUGUUGCAACGUUGACAAGGCUUCGUCGAUAUCCGUACCGCCUCUC